GUUCCUAGAUCCAUAUCUAGCUAGCUACAAUCUCAAUCUCAUUGGAAUGCACGAUCUUGCCCAUCGAGAAAUUUGGACUCCAUGGAUGCUUCUUUGGUUUCAUUUUUCUUCCACUCCUGUUGUUUUCUACCUGUAUUUCGCCGCGGCUGCAAACAUGAUUGAAAAGAAAAAAGAGAGAACUUCUUCCAAAGUCUUUAUCUUUGGUGUGGUGUGGGGCUGCUUUUAAGUUACAUGUAACAUUCUAAAGCUAUCCGUCCGGCUCUUUGCUCAGGAAUCCACCAUUGAGAAUCGAGACAAAGCCGAUUCUUUGGUGGUGGAGUGUCAACAAAGUACGAUUUCUUCUUUUUUUUUCUUCUCUUCUUUCGGUGCUUCCUCAUCUUGUUCUUUUGGUUCGCUUCGAGCUGUCAAAUGAAUUCAUUUUGCUGGCUGCAUAGAAGUCUGGAGAUAAAAGCCUGCUGGAUUGUCCAAGGCUGAGCUAGAACCGUGCAGAGCGGCAGUGUCCUUUAAGCUGUUCCACGAUCAUCGAUCUCUUUUGCCAAGAAUGGGCGUGGAAGAGCCACAGCAGCAGCAGCAGCAGGGAGUUAAGUCCUCGUGCUGCGUGGUGAAUACCCACGAGCCAAUUCUGGUUCCUCCCGCAAAGUCAAGCUCCGCGCAACACAAGGAUGAACGCUACUUCCUCACGAACUUGGACCAGAACUUGGCUGUUAUCAUGCAAACCGUCUAUUUCUACAAAGGAUCGGGAUCAUCCGAGCUCCAGCAAGCUCCACGAGAUCCUGUGGAUGUUGUCAAGAAGUCACUGGAGGAAAUUCUCAUUUUGUACUACCCCCUUGCAGGAAGGCUGGCUUUGAGCCGGGACAUGAAGCUGGAAGUUUUGUGCAACGACCAAGGUGCUUUGUUUGUCGAGGCCGAUGCAAAUGUCUCGCUUGAGCAGUUUGUCAAGGACUCGAAGCUCGGGCAAGGCCUGGAUGCAAAUCUAAGGCAAUUCGUCUACAGCGUUCCUGGUGCAAAGAGCGUGCUCGACAUUCCUCCGCUGGUCGCCCAGGUACACCAUACAUCUUCUCUCAUUUUAAAAAAGAAGGAAAAAUUCGUUUUUUGCAAUUCACGAUCUCUCCUCCAGGUGACCAGAUUCCAGUGCGGGGGAUUCGUUCUCGGCCUGUCUCUAAACCACGCAAUUUUCGAUGGUAUAGCCGCUAUGGAAUUUGUAAACUCGUGGUCGGAGCUUGCUCGAGGGGUUCCUCUCUCGGUCCCUCCGUGCCUUGACAGGAGCUCCCUCCGAGCCAGAAACCCACUCCAGAUCGAAUUCCCGCAUCCGGAGUUCCUGGAGGUGGAUCAGCCACCCAGCGAUCAACCGGCCGAGAAGAGCGAGCUCGUCUUCAAGUCCAUCGCCUUCGAUGAGAAGAAGCUGAGCUCUCUCAAGGAAGCCAUCCUCCGGGAGGGAGUUCUGGACAAGUGCAGUAGCUUCGAGGCUUUCACGGCGCUGGUGUGGAAGUGUAGAACCAUGGCGACGAGCAGUGAUCGUCUCUCGAGCAGGCAAACGAAGCUCCUCUUCGCGGUGGACGCCAGGAACAGGCUCUCGCCCGCACUCCCGCGAGGCUACGUCGGGAAUGGAAUCCUCCUCACUUGCGCUCUCACUAGCGUGGAGGAUUUGUUGCAGGGAUCGCUCUCUCACGCCAUCGAGCUCAUUCGCGCGGCGAUCGCCAAGAUCGACAAUGCUUAUCUUCGCUCCGUGAUCGAUUUCUUCGAGCAGACAAGGCUACGGCCGAGCUUGGAGUCAACGCUGGUCAUAACAACGUGGUCAAGGCUGGCAUUCCACACGACUGACUUUGGGUGGGGCACACCGCUCUUCACUGCGCCAGCCAGCUUGCCAGAGGCGGAGGUGGCACUGUUUCUACCCCACGGGGAGUCGCGCAAGGGAUUCGAACUGGUGCAUGGGCUGCCCGAGCGUGACAUGAAAACGUUUGUGAGCUUGAUGGAGACCAGCUGGAUUUGAAAUUUGAUUAUGGUUUAGAUUUAAGCAUCGUGAUAUUAAUUUGAUUGUGUUUAAUCUGAUCUCUUGCGUUGAAUCUA
This is a messenger RNA of Selaginella moellendorffii, 2067 nucleotides long. Its product is annotated as fatty alcohol:caffeoyl-CoA acyltransferase. Gene Ontology annotation, molecular function: acyltransferase activity, transferring groups other than amino-acyl groups. Bases 542 to 1990 code for a protein of 482 amino acids. The transcript has 3 exons. The record is from RefSeq and is a predicted model, not a curated record. NCBI's taxonomy places the organism in Eukaryota, Viridiplantae, Streptophyta, Lycopodiopsida, Selaginellales, Selaginellaceae.